This is a messenger RNA of Aspergillus melleus, 1059 nucleotides long. Its product is annotated as GTPase GPN2. The record is from RefSeq and is a predicted model, not a curated record. Lineage: Eukaryota; Fungi; Ascomycota; Eurotiomycetes; Eurotiales; Aspergillaceae. Bases 1 to 1059 code for a protein of 352 amino acids. Gene Ontology annotation, cellular component: cytoplasm. Gene Ontology annotation, molecular function: GTPase activity. The transcript has 3 exons.
AUGCCCUUUGCACAGCUGGUCAUCGGACCCCCCGGUGCGGGCAAGUCCACGUACUGCAAUGGAAUGCAUCAGUUCCUCGGGGCGAUUGGCCGCAAAUGUUCGAUCGUGAAUCUGGACCCCGCAAAUGAUAAGACGUCGUAUCCGUGUGCGCUGGACGUCCGCGAUCUCGUUACGCUGGAGGAGGUCAUGAGCGAGGACCAUCUGGGUCCGAAUGGAGGCAUUCUGUAUGCCAUGGAGGAGGUGGAGGAAAACUACGAGUGGCUGGAGGAGGGGUUGAAAGAGCUCGGAGAGGAUUAUGUUCUAUUUGACUGUCCUGGACAAGUUGAGAUCUUCACGCAUCAUUCGUCGUUACGCAAUAUCUUUUUCAGGUUGCAGAAGCUGGGAUAUCGAUUGGUCGUCAUCCACCUAAUCGACUCCUACAACCUCACCCUCCCUUCGAUGUACAUCUCCGCCCUCCUCCUCUCCCUCCGCGCCAUGCUCCAAAUGGACCUCCCCCAUCUCAACGUCCUGACCAAGAUCGAUAACCUCUCGAACUACUCGCCCCUCCCGUUCAAUCUAGACUUCUACACCGAAGUGCAAGACCUCUCCUAUCUUCUCCCGCAUCUCGAAUCCGAGUCCUCCCGCCUGUCGCACGAGAAAUUCGGACCGCUGAACAACGCCAUCGUUGAACUCGUGGAGGAAUUCGGGCUGGUCGCCUUCGAGACGCUGGCGGUGGAAGAUAAGAAGAGCAUGAUGAGUCUCCUGCGCGUGAUCGACCGCGCCAGCGGGUAUGUGUUUGGGCCGGCGGAGGGCGCCAACGAUAGUAUCUGGCAGGUCGCUGUGCGGGAAGGACUCGGCACGAUGGAUGUGCGCGACGUCCAGGAACGGUGGAUCGAUGCGAAAGACGAGUACGACGCGAAGGAGCUCGAGGAGCUGGAAGCCGAGGCGAAGGCGAAAGAGGAGGCUGCGCGAGCUGCCGGGGCGACUGCGCCGGCCGAUGACUUUGGAGAUGAUUACGAUGACGAUUUCGGGCGAGGGCCGAUCCCCGACGGGGGUGUGAAGGUGGUGCGCAAAUCAUGA